AUGGUUUCAUAUGGAAAACUGCUUCUUUUUAAUUUUUGUACUACUGCUCCUAGAAGUGGAACUUAUAGAUAUCACGUAAUCGGGCGAUUGUCAGAACAAAGCUUCGUUCCAGGAUGGGCCGUUGGAUCACGGGUUGGAUCAAGAGCAGAUGCUGGGCUCUUUCCUGUCAUUGCUGUUAUGUUCGUGAAUAGACAUUCACAAACUGAUCCUACCGCCGAAGGAGCUAAUAUCGUGGAGGAGAUUAGUCAAGAAAUCUACAUGAAACAUUCCGAAAUGCAUUAUUUCCACGAAGUCCUUGAUUUUAUUGACUAUAUGCUCUCGGUGAGGCAAAAAAUUCUGUCAGGUGGCGUUCCUUCGGAAGAGCUCAACGCUUUGCGGAUUCAGCUCGCCAAGAAAAUUGAUCGUGGCAAUAUGUUACUUAGCUUAAAUGUCACGAUUCGGGAUGAGCACGGUCUAGCGUUUGAUCCUGACUCCAUCUCUUUCCUACAGACGUAUGCGGAACAUCAAAAUGCGCAGAAACGUGUUGCCCUGGAUUCUUCCAAGGCCGAUGGAAACGAAAAAGCUAUGAAGGCAUUCUGUGUCUUGCUACGGGUUCAAAGCAUAGAACUACAAAUGAAACAUAAUUGCGAAAUUAGUAUGGUACUAUACGAUUUCGAGAACAAACGACAUGUCAGCGAUACCUUCUCUUUUAUUUGGAAAAGCAACGAAACGAAUUCACGAAAUCUCAGUAUCAGUGGGUUGUUUGCGAACUUCAACCAAAGUGAUAUUGGCAGACGUCUGGUUUUGAUUACCCGUGUAGCCCAUAUAGCUCCUGUCGAACAUACGUCAUCCACGUUGAAGAGAAAUCAGGAACCCGGGCCAACCAGCCUUUACUGUCGCCAAGUUUUCGCGUUUGAUUUCUUCGACAUGUCUCCACUGUUCGCUAAUCCUCAACCAUCUCAUGACGCUAAGGAUAAGGUUAUCUUCUUCAAUAAAGAUCAGAACUUCGAUCAGUCGCUAAAGUCCCUCCAGACAACAUCCAAGGUUCCAAAGCUCAGUACGUCGUCAGAUGAUGCCAAAAUACUAGUCUCGACCCAAGUGUUCACCAGUGGAUUGUCAGAACUUAAACUGCGCAAACCGUACCUUUUCACAAGGAAUCCUCCCACGAUUGUUUCGCGUUGUGACUACGCAGGAACUUCAUCCGGCGAUGUGCGCAAUGAGCUCUAUGUGACAUUGGUGCAAGGAGAAUUUUCUGGCAAGUCAUCUGAUCGGAAUAUCGAAGCUCGUAUGCACCUAGUGGAGGGAAAUGGGCGAAUUAUUCCUAAUUGCUUUGAGACUGUAUCUACUGCGUCCAUGAAACUGACUUCCGAGUACCGAACUUAUGUUUUCUUUCACGAAGAUAAACCACACUGGUUUGAGAAUGUUAAGAUCCAUUUACCUGAAGACAUCAGUCGUGAUCUCCAUCUUCGUAUCACAUUCCAUUCAAGAAAGCCGUACGAUAAAGGGAAGCCUGAGAAGGGACCGUUCGCACUAGCCCAUAUUCGUCUUAUGUGCAAAUCAGUGCUUGUUCCUGAUGGCGACCAUGAACUGCUGAUUGAGUCAUCGCAUUAUGAUGACAAUAAUACAAGCUACUUACCUCUACCUCAAACUAAGAGGUGA
This is a messenger RNA of Cooperia oncophora, 1638 nucleotides long. The record is from the annotation of a GenBank genome assembly. NCBI's taxonomy places the organism in Eukaryota, Metazoa, Nematoda, Chromadorea, Rhabditida, Trichostrongylidae.